CCUUCUUGUCCUCAAUCCUCGCGAUAGGUGCGGCAGCUGCAGUGAAGUGUGGCUGAGGGAGUGGAGGAGCCCGCAGCGCGGAUGUUUGUUUGUUUUUUGUUUGUUUUUUUCACCUUUUAAAACUGUGUGUAACUGAUGAAACUAACGUCAGCAUCGUGUUUUACUGAGAAAUAAACCAGAAGAAACUAAAGGUGGUGACUUUUAGUGAAGAGCAGUGAUGGAGUGCAGCUCGAGCUGUGGAUAAAUAAAGUUUAAGCUGAUAUUUUUGGGGGGGUUAAAGUUGCUUAAAAGUCGUGCAUAUGCGCAAUUUAGCCGUUAAUGCGCAGUUUUGUUGCGCAAAAAAAAAAAAAAAAAAAGUAGAAGCUGAACGAAAGUGAGAUAAAAAGCGAAAAUAAAAGGAGCUGCUGUGGAAGUUGUAAUCGCUCUACGGGCUUUAAUGUGAUCGACUAAUGGGAUUAUUUUCUCCCUCCAUCACGGCUGCUGAUGUGUUAACGGCUCGUUACCGGGAGAAGUAACGCGGUAACGGCUGCCCCCGUGUGCGCGAGCGAGAGAGAGAGAGAGAGAGAGAGAGAGAGAGAGAGAUGCUUGGUGGCCACGUCCCCUUGGAGACCGAGACAACACGUGAUGAGCUUUACUUAUCAGGUUUAGAGGGAGAGAGACACCGAGAGAGAGAGAGAGAGAGAGAGAGAGAGAGAGAGAGACGGGAGUCCGGAGAGGAAUUAAAAUAAAAACAAGUUAAAGACCAAACACUUUCCUCUCGACGACUUCUUCUUUCCUCGAGUUUUUUUUUUUUUUUUUGUUGUGUGUUUUCUCUCUUUCCUCCGGGAGAGGAGAGAGAAGGGAGGAAGAGAAGCGGUAGAGGAGGAGGAGGAGGUUGUGGAGGAGGGAGGGGAGGGGAGGAGGAGGAGGAGGAGAAGCCGGAGUAAAGUUUGUCCAAGUUUGCACAUCCCUUCGGAAACGCCAUUUUGAUUCCUCUCCUCUCCGGAGCGAGUUUGCAGCCUCUCUCUCUCCCUUCUUUUUUUUUUCUUCAUCCCCCUUUAUCAUCCACCAUCACCGCCGUUCAUCAUCAUCAUCAUCAUCAUCGCCCCCACCACCACCACCAUCAUCAUCCUCGCCACGAUGUCUCGGCGCAAGCAGCCCAACCCCAACAAAGUCAAACUGUGAGCAGUGGUUGCAGACACACACACAACAAACCCCGCCCCCUCCCGCCCCGCCCCGAGACACGAGCGAACGAACGAACGAGCGAACGAACGUUGCUUUACGAAAAGGACGGCAGUCAUGGAAAACUCCACAGAGGAGCUGAAAGAAGGGGGAGGAGCCAACACUGAGAUAACCGAGGAGGAGGCGGAGCUAACAGAGGAGAAAACGCACAAUAACCUCAAAGGAGCAAUCAACGGAGUGAUGGAGGCGGCAGCGAGCGGAGGAGAGAAGCUUCAGAAUGGAGACCGAGGAGGAGGAGGAGGAGGAGGAGGAGGAGGGAUCAUGGGAGCUGAAGGAGGAGGUGACCUGUCCUCCAUCAACGCCAUGAUGUCAACAGUGAUGUCGGCAGCAGGGACCAUUAAUGGAGCAGGAGAUGGAGAAGGAGAAGGAGAGAGCGGAGUCACCUCCGCCAACUCCUCGGCCGGCCCCUCCCCAAGCCCCUCCCCCAGCAAGUCGCUCACCGCAGCCAUGAGAGCCCCACCCAGCCGCAACGCACGGCGAACCCAGGACACCAAAGAGGAAAGCGGAGCUUUGAUCUGUCCACUGUGUGACAAGAGCUGUCAAACACAACACCAGCUCACCAUGCACAUCAGACAGCACAACGCCGACACCGGAGCGUCCGACCACUCCUGCAGCAUCUGUGGGAAGUGCCUGAGCUCGGCGUCGUCGCUGGACAGACACAUGCUGGUCCACAGCGGGGAGAGACCCUACAAGUGCAGCAUCUGUGGACAGACCUUCACCACCAACGGCAACAUGCACAGACAUAUGAAGAUCCACGAGAAGGACCCGGCCAGCGGCCUGCUUCCCGUCAGCCCCCCCUCCCCCACCAAACGCCGCCGUCCGUCCGUCAAGAGGAGGCAGGGACCGGAGGAGGAGACCGGAGAGGAGCCGCCCAGCAAGAAGGUGGUGGAGGACGCGGCGGCGGAGGAGUCGGCGGCGGUGGUCCGCGGGUCAGAGGAGGAGCUGCUGCCCUGUCCCAUCUGCUUCAAGACCUGCAGCUCCAGACUGGAGCUGGACGCACACAUGGACACACACCCCGACACCGCACUGAGGUGUGAUUUCUGCUGCCUUUCUUUCCGAACUCACCGCGGGUUGUUGCGUCACAACGCGGCAGUUCAUAAGCUCCUCCCUCAAGACCCCAGCGGCCGCCCCUUCAUCCAAAACAACCCCUCCAUCCCCACGGGCUUCAACGACCUGGCCUUCAUCGACUUCUCCUGCAAGAAGUUUGCUCACAUUGCACAGGUUUGGUGCGAGACGAAUCUUCGCCGCUGCAUCAGUAAGUUCCACCGGUUCGUCUGUGACACUUGUGACAAGGCGUUCCCCCUUCGCUCGGCCCUCGAGCUCCAUAAAACCACCUCCCACCCGGACAAGCCCGCCGACACGGAGGAAAAUGCAGAGGAGGCCGAAGAAGAUGAAGCUGCAGAAAAUGGUGCCGAUAAGGACGGUCAAGACGUAGAGAAAGAAGCUCUGCCAUCGGAGCAGGCCAGCUUCUUGGAAGCGCUCGGGCUUCAGCACAUUUCCACAGUGAAGUCUGGUCCGACAGACGACGAGAUCCACCAGGCUCAUCUGGACAGCAUCAAGGUGAUCCACGUGGAGCCGCCGUGCUCCAGCCUCCCCCAGGAGCCGGCCUCCGCCUACCUGUCCGGAGGUCUGGGGCUGACCCUGGGUCUGGGUAUGGGCGGUCUGACGGCCCUCAGCAUCCCGCUGCUGGAGGCCUCCGCCUUGCAGGGCCUCUCCCAGAAAGACGCCCUCAGCCUGCUGUCCCUGCAGCCCUUCCCGACCGGCUUCCUGCUGCAGCCCGACGGGGGCGCCACGGCGGCCAGCGCGGCGUCUUCAGGCGCCAAACCCAGUGAGGCGGGCGGAGCCGGGAUCAUGGAACUGGCCGACAUCCAGCAAAUUCUCAAAGUGGCGACCGCAGCGCCAAAUCAGAUGGGACUGACCCUCCCGCCUCUCGCCAAAGCUCCUGGAUUCACUGGAGGUCAAGGUCAAGUCCAGGCUCAGAAAGCGAUGCCUCCAUUGAAGCCCAAACCUCCAAUCACCCCUCGCUCCAGCCUCACAGCGACGACUCCGCCCCCCCUCCAGAGUUCCCAGCAGGCCUCACUGGGCUGCAUCAGCCCCAGCCUGCCACCCCCCACCCCCACCCUCUUCAAAACCCCUUCCUCAUCCUCCUCUUCCUCCUCGUCAGCUGGGAACGGAGGGCAGAUGGAUGCAGAGUGCAUGGGUGACGCUCACACGCCGCUGUCUGAUUCGCCUCCAGCUGCCACCACGGCUGUACACGAGGAGGCGGGGCUUAGCGGGAGGAAGCCAGGAACCAAAGGGGGGAACAACGCCGGCUCGGCUAGAGGCUCGUUCCCGUGUCGCUUCUGCGACCAGGUGUUUGCUUUCUCCGGCGUGCUGCAGGCUCACAUGCGCUUCCACCUCGGCAUCCUUCCUCAUCAGUGCAACAUCUGCGACUACGUAGCUCCGGACAAGGCGACGCUGAUCCGACACCUGCGCACUCACAGUGGCGAGCGGCCGUACGUCUGCCGGGUCUGUCAUUAUCCCUUCACUGUCAAGGCCAACUGCGAGCGCCACCUCAGGAAGAAGCACGCCAAGACCUCGAGGAAGGACAUCGAGAAAAACAUAAAGUACGUCACCUCCACCACUACAGCGAACAUCGCAGCGGCCAUCACCGCUGCAACCACCAACCCCACCCAGGACACGGAGACGGGCUGCGCCGGAGCUGAGACGACGUGCCGGUUCUGCGGCGAGGACCUGAAGACGUACCGGGCGCUGCAGAUCCACCUGCGCACGCACAACGGCUGCCAGAGGAAACCGUUUGAGUGUCGGCGAUGCGGCGCUGCCUUCCUGGCCAAACGCAACUGCAUCCACCACCUGCUGAAGCAGCACCCUGAGGUGCAGGAGAGGGAGAUCGAGGAUCAUAUCGCCACGCUCCAGCCGGCGGCCGUGCCGGUCGCCACCGUGGCCUCCGCACGAGCUGCUACGGUGAAUCCGAUGGUGCUGAACGGGAUCAGUCAGCCUCCGCUGCAGGCGGUGAAGGUGGAGGAGCUGCCCAGCGUGGUUUAUCCUGCAGAACUGGACCAGCCGCUGGACUUCUCCGCUAAAGGUCGUGGAACCGGCAGCCAGGCGGCGUCUCCUGGUGUCAAACUGGAGAGCGUCUCCCCCAGCUUUGACUGCUCCACCCUGGACCAGCCCAUCGACCUGUCCAUCCCCAGCAAGAGGCAGCGGAGAGACGGCGCCAACGGAGAGAGCAGGGAGAUCAAGACGGAGCAGAGCGGCAGCAGCAUCGUGGAGCAGCAGAACGCCAUGGCUCUGUCCAAGGACGAGAAGCCGGGGAGCUCCCUGCCUUCUCUACACCCCCACCCCCACCUCGGCUGCUACCAGCUCCCCCCUGGAUCCACCCUCCCCCCUGCCUCCCUCCCCAACCUCAACAACUCUGCUCGAGCGCAGCGCCUCAAACCGCUGCUGCCCAAACCGGCCUCCACCGCCUCCUCCUCGCCCUCCACCUCCCUGAAGGAGCUCCCUCCUCUGGCCUCCAUCGCUCAGAUCAUCCACUCCGUGUCCGGAGCUCCAGACCUGCUGAAGAGAGAGGCCCCCUCGCUGGAGGGAAAGCCCCAGGCCGUCGCUGCGUCCUCUCAGGCCGAUCCAGCCGCUGACGCCCCGGGACCCUCCGCUGGUCCGGAGACGCCGAGCGACGACACGUCUGAGGGAACGUCCAGAAAACGGUCCAGGAAGAAGACGGCUGCUCUGGCAGUGAAGGAGAAGACGACUGUUGUGAGCAGCGGCGGUGGCGGCAUCGAUCUGGAGUCCAGCGGCGAGUUCGCCAGCGUGGAGAAGAUGCUCGCCACCACCGACGCCAACAAGUUCAGCACCUACCUGCAGACCGGAGCUGCAGACCUGGGGGGAAAGAGAGAUGGAGACAGAGCAGGAGGAGGGGAGGAGAAGGAGGGAGGGGUGAAGGAGGAGGCGAAGCCUGUGGCGGCGGCGGUGCCUCCGCCCAAAGGGAAGAAGAACGCCUACUCCAACUCUGUCCAGAAGAUGACCUGCCCCUUCUGCCCCCGAGUGUUCCCCUGGGCCAGCUCCCUGCAGAGACACAUGCUGACACACACCGGUCAGAAGCCGUUCCCCUGUCCGAGGUGCGACGCCUUCUUCUCCACCAAAUCCAACUGUGAGCGCCACCUGCUGAGGAAACACGGCGUGACCCACAGGACGCUGCGACGCAACGGCGCCCUCAUGAAGAAAGACGGAGACGAAGGUUCACACGAGAGCGCAGAGAGUCAGUCGGAGACGGAGCAGGUUGCAUCAGAAGCACAAGACCUCAGCAGCAUCAGCACCUCCACAGACUCAGGCUCCGCCGCCACAGCGGGGAGCCCCGCCCCCUCCGAUGGACAGGGGGCGGUGUCGGCGAAAACAAGCCCCACCCCCAAAACAAGCCAAGGUUGCAGUCCGUCUGAGAGCGGCGCAGAGCAGUCCGAGUCAGACGCCACGGACCAGCCGGAGCAGCAGGGGGCGCCAGAGACCGCCGCAGCACCGGGGAAACAGCCCCCACUGACCAACAGCACCAAGGUGGAGAGCGCAGACGACGACGACUGCCACAGCAACAAAAGUCUGGACCUGAACUUCGGCAAAAAGCUCAUCGACUUCAAGCUCUCCACGUCGUCAGGCUCCGCUCAGGAAGAACAAACCUCCCAGCCCGCCUCCUCUUCAUCUCCCCCCUCAUCAUCCUCUACCUCUGCUCCCCAAGUCGCCACAGAGAGCCCAGAGAAGGAGGAGAAGGAGAAAAGUGCUGCGACCUCCUCCUCCUCUUCCUCCUCCUCCUCCUCCUCCUGCUCCGGCAGCCCGGCGGUGAAGCAGCAGCCCGAGUACAAACACGUCUGUCGGGUUUGUAAGAAGAGUUUCCGUUACGCCACCACCCUCGCUCGUCACGAGAGGGCGCACCUCUCUGAGGAGACGCCAGCUCCGGCACCAGAGGAGGAGACGCCGCCUCCGCCGGUGAAAGAGGAGGCGCCGGAGAGCGACGCCACCAAACCGACCGAGGAGGAGAAAGAGGAGGAGCAGAAGAAGGAAACGGAGAUGGAGGCGGAGGACGGAGGGCUGAAGGGAGGAGAGAGCGAGGUGGGGGAGAGCGGGGAGUCGGAGGAGGAGGAGAAGGAGAAGGAGGAGAGGAGCGACGAGGAGGCGGAGGCGUCAGAACCAAAGAGUCUGGAGGGAGGAGAGACGUCAGGAGGACGAGUCGACAAGAGGAAGAAGAUCUGUAACGUCUGCGGGAAAAGAUUCUGGUCCCUGCAGGACCUGACCCGACACAUGAGGUCACACACAGGUGAGCGACCCUACCAGUGUCAGACCUGCGAGCGGACUUUCACUCUGAAGCACAGUCUGGUCCGUCACCAAAGGAUCCACCUGAAACCCCGCGGAGCCGACGGAUCCUCCGCCGCCAACGACGACGCCAGCGAGGACGGAGACUCCUGCACCCCGACCCCGACGUCCACCUGCCCGCCCUCGGAGAACGAGAGCGAGUGCGGGAGCGCCGCCGCCGGGGCCAAGGAGCUGGAGGAGGACGACGUAAAAGAGGAGGGAGAGGGUCAGCAGGAGGUCGACGACGGAGCAGAAUCAGCCACGAUGGAGGAUGAGGAUGAGGAGGAGGAGGCGGAGGAGGAGGAGGAGAAACCAGCAGAGUCUGGAGCAGAUCCAGAACCGCCAACCGCCGCCGCUGCUUCUGAAGAGGCGGACGCAGAGGAAACAUCAGAACUUCCUGCGACGCAACAACCCUCCACCACCACGACUCCCAGCCAACAAGCUACUGACACAAAGACAACUACUAGCGACGACUCCUCAGCCAGCAACUUGAAAUCCACCCCCGACUCAAACACCUCCAAAGACCCCUCCCCCUCCUCCCCCUCCUCCUCCAGCCCUCCACCAGGGGAGGCCUCAGCGGCCGCCCCGGCUGAGGGCUUCAUCCAGGGGCUGCUGGAGAUCCACGCCAAGCCCUCUCUGGAGCACAUCCUGCCCAACGGAGAGCCUCCUCUGGUGGGGGUGGACUGAGAGGAGCCUCCCUCGGCUGCCUGAACCAACGUCACCACAGUGCCAUACGACGGAAAGACGCUACACCAUUGAUGAUGAUGAUGAUGAUGAUGAUGAUGCAAAAACUCGCCCGGAAAACUUUUUGAUAGAAAGACGAACACCUCGUUUUCUUGAAGUGCCUUACUACUAGUCCUACUUCUAUGAUGUUUUUUGCUAUAUCUUUAUCUGCAUUAUUACGGAGGAUGGAUCUAAUUUUUAUAGCUUUUUAUGAUGAUAAUGAUUUGCAUUACUAUUUUUUUGUGCGGGGAAUCUAUAUUUCAGCAAUAAAAAGAAUAAAGUUACGAUUUAUUAUUGUUCUAGAUUCUGUUUGAGAAUUUAUGAUCAACUUAGGAGACGCAGAGAGACAGACACAGACUGAGACGGACUGUCGGCGUCUGCGUUUAUUCUUCUGUAUUUAAAUCACAGCUGGGCUACAGCCUCACAUCAGACUGAACAAUCCAAUUUUAAGAUUUGAACCAGCUUUGGAUUUGAGAAUGAACUAGUCGGGGUGGGGAACUUGACUUUUUCUUUUUGGCCCGUCAGCCACAGCAGCGUUUCAAAAUUAAAAAAUCACCAACCAGAAAAUUGAAAGUGGAGGUGACGGCUGCUUCAGCCCGGGUUCACUCACCAGCAGACGGCCGCUGGUCGCCUCCCGCUGCGUCGCUGAGGAAGCUUUUUGUAACUGGAAACCCAGAAAGGCCAACGCCUCGUCGUCUUUUCUGGCUCGCUUCCGCACCGAUCCCCAUCUCUCGACUGGCUCUGAGAAAAACAACACACAAAAACAUUCACGAACUUGACAAAGUCGCACCAGAUUUCUGUGUGAAAACUCUUGAAAGGGCAGAAAAUAGUGUUGAUCAGUUUGUGUUCUCCAUGUUUUUUUGUUUUUGAUUUUUUUUUUUUUUAAACCCAUCACACUAUUGAUCCCUUCAUCCCUCAAAGCCACCCUGUGAGUUGGUUUGUGUGUUAAUAAUUUCUCAUUCAUAAUCAUUCUCAUUUGAUUCCAUGUGUGUACAGAGAGUUGAACAUUGGCAUGUGAUGCUAGAGUAUUUUCUGUUUUUCUGCGUGUGUGCGAUUAUCAGUGAUAUUUAGGUGUAGGGCGGGGAAUUCUUUUGUUUUGUGGAUUUUUUUAUAACUGAACAAAUCAAAAUUUUUUGUUGUGUAUGUGUGCGAAAGUGUGUGACUCCCACCUGUCUCUCAUCGUCGCCCCCUAGUGUUCAUUUAGGGUUUAUUACAGGGCCUCUGGUGUGCUAAUGUUUAUGGCCGCUAACACCUGACCCAGGUUCAGUUUACCUCAACCUCUGCUUUUUAACUGCAACCCUUAAAACAACAGACGAGCAGCACUGUAGGCAACCCUUUAAAUCCUAUGUCUUCCUAAACAGGCUAGCAGGGCUAAUUCUUUGCUAGCCUGGUUUCCACUGUGGGCCAAAUCAGAGCUAACCAGGGCUAACAUAUGGCUUCAAACAGCUAGCCAGGGCUAACAUGUCUAAGUCGGAACUGGCUUGGCUUGCACAAUGGCCCAAACAGAGCUAACAAGGCUAACUCGGUAUCAACAAUGGUAUAAAUUAUAAAUAGCAUGGGCUAAAGCAUUGCUAGCAUGGUUUACAGAAGUAACCCUAAUACACACAAGAAAAACAGCUUAACCUUCACCACGGCUUUUAAAAGGGCUAACACUAGCUAGCUGUAGUUAUUAGCCAGGGUUGACUAAAUGGACAUCAGCCACAGGGUCAAACACAUGCUAACUAGGGUUAACUCUCCAGAUCAGACAAGUUAACCAAGCUGCUAAGGCCUUAAAUGGGUUACAUUCUCGGGUACAGUUAGCUAGCCUUUGUUAGCUCUUAUUGUUAGCCUUAGCUUUGUACAGUGGGUCCUUAGAUAUCAACUACAGAGUAAAAGCACAUGCUAGUUAGGGCUAAAUAACCAGAGCAGAGAAGAUAGCCAAGCUAACACUGGCUUGGCUUGUUUAAAUUAGUUUGGUAUGGCCAGUUAGCUGUAGCUUGCGCUAAUCUUUAUCCUGAAUUUUGUGCAGUGGGCCCUUAGUUACCAAUCACAGGCUCAUAACACAUGCUAGUUUGGGCUAAAUGACUAGUGCAGGCAAGUUAACUAAGCUAACGUUGUGUUAAUAGCAGCUAAUGCAGGCCUAGCUAGUCUCCUUCCAGUAUUAUCACAGUAUAUCGACUCGGCCAUGGACAACUUUAGCACUGUGUGUCCCCCUUUAGCCCCGUCUUCUCCUACGUCAAAUCAGUCACAUCUUAGUAUUAAUGUAUUUGGCAUUAGUGACAAUCACUUUUAAUUUUCAAAUGAAAACAGAUGAAAUUAUAAAUGAAAGCCCUCAGUUGUAUCUCAAUAUGAUUUCCAGAAGGAGGUAGAUGCUAGGGUGAAAGGGAUGGAUGGAUGGAUGGAUGGAUGAAUGGAAGGACAGACGGAUGGAUGGAUAGGUUGGGGUGGGUGUGAGUGCAACACUAUUUUGUGUUCCUGAACUGUAUUACCCUGCUGCACACACAAACAAACACAAGUAAAAGGGCUGAAUCCUCCCCCUGCUUCAACCUAACCGGACAUAUCACAACAGAAACAGGCGGUGAAUUUGGAUCACCUACUGAUCCUGAUGUCACGACCAGAGGGACGGGUAGUGUGUAUGUGUAUUUUCUUUGUCGUGUGAAGAUGAAUAUAGCUAAUUUUUCUUCUUGUACAUUUUCAUCUGUUUAUUUUUAUAUCAUGCAACCUCAUAAGCAAAACGAAUCGAACCUCAGCGGCUCAUAACGAAACUGUAAGGCAACGACGGUCGGUCAUUAAGUCGGUCAGAAAGAAACAGAAAAAUAUUGAACAACCACAACUGGACUGACUGACUGACUGGACGCUGCUGUGAACUGGCACUAACAACUUCCAAAACUACUACUACUAUUACUACUUCUACUACUAGUACUACUACAGUGGAAUAUCGUGACACAAUCAAGAGGGAAAGAGAGUGAGAGUUUCCUUUAGUUGGUCCGUUCAUGGUCGAACUUGAAGUCCCUGUCCAACCCCAGAUGUUGUUUUGAACACCAGUUGAAUUUGACAUUUCCUUGAAAGCAGUUUAUUCACGUUGAAAUAUCAGUUUCUCUAGUGCAGAGUGGCUUUAACAUGUUGCUUCUGCUCUCCAGUUCAGUCUAAAUGGUCACCUUCCAUCAAAAAUUAAAACCUACAAAUCAGAAUACAGUUUAAGUUACAAAGGAACCGGAAAUUAAACAUAUAGUUAUUAUUUCUGUAUCGGGUUUCAUGUUUGGAGUAGACUGGAUCCAAUAGUACAGGGCCGAGAAAGUUUGAUUUUGGUCUGAAUCAAAAUCAAUCUUUUGAUUUUUCAACAGCAAUGUCAGAAAUUCACAUUUCAUUUUCACUUACAUUAAUUUACUCGGAUCCGCAGUCGCAACAGAACUAUUGAGUUGAAGUUAUUUGAAUUUAAAAUUAUUUUGUAGAAAAGUUUGGUCUUAACACUCAACAAUGGAAAGUUAGCAACAUGUAAUAAUUAGAAACCUGUGCUAAAGCUGGUGAAAGCAGGCUACUACUGAACUGGUUAUCUGCUGUGACUUACACAGUCACAAUUACGAUCACAAUUCAAUUUGUUCCUUAAAUACUUUAUAAUUUUGGCUGUUGUCAUGUCGGUGAAGAAACUCUCUCUUUCUGUCUCUCAACUGUUUUACGUUUUGUUCGUGCUCUCUGUACACCCCUCUCCCUCGGGAAUAUGCGUUCAUGUACGUCUGACUGUGAGUAUGUAUGUGCGUGCACGGCCAUAUGAAUACUGGACUUCCAUUCGAAUGCACGUGGACUGUUUUUAAAUGUAUUUAUUUGGAGCCCAGGUGUGUGUUUGUGUGUGUGUGUGUGCGUGUGGGUGCGAGUUUAGUUUCUACAAUGACUUGAGAAGAAAGCCAUGUAUUAAAAAUAUCACAUUUAUGCUGCAGAACUGUUUUGAGGAACUGAUGGUUUGUGUCGUGGACUAACCGGCUUGCCGUAGGGCGCAGCAGGCCGUGGUGCGUACCGGACUUAGCAAUAUGAAAUCCCUCUGAAUCCAAAAAGCUUUAUGUAGAUCUCCUGUAUAUGAGUUGAGAACAGACUGUCUGGGUCUAUUGGUUCUGUUGUUUAUUUUUAGUUUGGCUGAGAUAUGAUUUUUGUUGUGCUUAUUUUUAUUUUUUUCUCUAUGACAUAUAAAUGCGUAUAAAACUGUGAAAUCCAUUGUGUUCAGUUAAAGGGUGAGUUUUAGGCUAGUUUUUUUUUUUUUUUUUUUGCAUGUCAAUCUAAUUUGUUCAAUUAUGGAUGAUUUCUCCUUUCUCCAUCUCUUUUCGCGCUACACACACACAUACACACACACACAUAUAAAUAUAUAUAUAUAUAUAAAUAUAAAAAUAUAUAUAAUCUCGCUCUCAGGGUCUUUCACAAAUCCAUUAUCCGAAAUACUUCAUGUUCUUAUUUCCUGAGUUGCAAUUUUCCAAGUCCUGAUUAUUUUGUCUUUUUUUAAAAUAAUGAUUCAGAACUGUCAAUCACUACAUUUAGCACUUGACUGUGAACUCAUCAUCACCUAACAGAAAAGAUGUCAUUUAAUUUUGGUGUUUUUCUAGCCAGAAUAUUGUGUGACAUUGUUGUUCUGUUCUCCCCUCUCACUCGGACAUUUGGUUUAAGCCUUUUCUGUUUUUUGGUUGAACCCUCAUGUUGAACUUUCUGUCCUGGUCAGAGGUCAAAGGGAACGUCAGAGAGGAGAUUUAAGCACAUCCCUCCACUAACACAAACACACACAUACAUGCUGGACCUCAAUCAGAAAGCAUUAACACACAAUCAUCUGGAAAACUUUUAAUUUUCUGUGAUUGUGUUUCCAUCGUUCCUUCCAUCCCCUUGUCUGUCCUCUCCUUCCCCCCACGUGAGUAAAACAUGACAGUGUUUCACAAAGUCAAAAGAUGUAAACCUGUUCUGUAUUCAACCCAAUAAGAAAAAGCAAUAAAGAUUAUAUUAAGGAAAGGUGUGUGAAUCAAA
Molecule: messenger RNA, 12255 nt
Organism: Seriola aureovittata
Lineage: Eukaryota; Metazoa; Chordata; Actinopteri; Carangiformes; Carangidae
Gene: rreb1a
Product: ras responsive element binding protein 1a
Exons: 20
Coding region: 1279-7242 (1987 amino acids)
Biological process (GO): regulation of transcription by RNA polymerase II
Cellular component (GO): nucleus
Molecular function (GO): DNA-binding transcription activator activity, RNA polymerase II-specific; RNA polymerase II cis-regulatory region sequence-specific DNA binding
Source: RefSeq, a predicted model, not a curated record